AUGGUGCUAGUAGUCUACUCUGAUUCUGAAGGCUCAGAUGCUGAGCCAGAUACUACACCCGCCUCCCAGAUCAGCAAGGCAAAGAAAUCCGACUCCAAAACCGGGUUCCAGAUCGACCGCAACAAUCCACGCAAGAUCCGUCUCGCGAUUCCAGAAAUCAAACCCGAACACCCAUCCGGCGAAGAUACAGAAGAUGGCCCGCGCAAAAAGCCUCGAUUAGGUGGAGGAGGAGGCCUUUCCGGUUUCAACGCUUUCCUUCCAGCGCCGAAACGAAUAGUCGAAAAGAAAGCAGCAGUGGCGACAACACGAAAACCGUUUAGCCUCAAAACAGGAGCAGGCCCUGGGUUUGAUCGCACAGCUGAUGCCGAAAUGAAGAAUGAUUUCGCGUUCGAAAAUCUAGCGGGCGGAGAUGUGAAGGACACCACAUCUGCACCCGGUAGCCCAAAACCCGACACUGCAUCAGAGACGAUAAAAAAUCCGGUGGAGGUCAAAUUGCAAGGAAAUCCGAUGAUGUUCAGACCGUUGUCCGUCGGACGACCUCAAAAGAAGAGAAAGACCACCAAGAUUGCUGAGCAACCAACACCUUCCUCAUCAGCAGCGCCGAAGCCUGCCCAAUCUCUACAGCAAGCCCCUGCACCUGCGCCUGCACCUACGCCUACACCACCGAAACCUAAAGUCAGUCUCUUCUCUCUAUCCUCGGACGAGACCACUUCUCAGCCGGGCCCGGCACCUGGACCAUCAGCAACCUACCAGCCGCUGGUGUACAACGCCGAAGACGAAGAAGUAUCAGCAGAUGAUCCAGUACUCGCUGAGCCUACACAAAUCUCCAUGGAGCACUCCAGAGCAACAGUAUCAACCAAUCCUACAUCAUCCUUGGACAGCAUUGCAAACGACCUGAACUUGUCCAAGUCUGAAAGACGCCAGCUCUUCGGUCGAAAUGCCGCGGCGUCGCAGUCACAGGUGCGUACCUUCAACAUAGACGAGGAGUACGCGUCAAAUAAGGUUCUGGCGGAAGGAGAGCUCGCCGGAGCACAGCACAAUCCUGUACGCGCCAUUGCGCCGGGCAAGCAUACUCUCCAGCAAUUGCUCAAUGUCGCAAGCUCUCAAAAGGAGGCAUUGGAGGAAAGCUUUGCAACGGGUCGGAGAAACAAGAAGGAAGCUGGAUCCAAGUACGGAUGGUAG
This is a messenger RNA of Penicillium vulpinum, 1182 nucleotides long. Its product is annotated as PRCC domain-containing protein. NCBI's taxonomy places the organism in Eukaryota, Fungi, Ascomycota, Eurotiomycetes, Eurotiales, Aspergillaceae. The record is from RefSeq and is a predicted model, not a curated record. The transcript has a single exon. Bases 1 to 1182 code for a protein of 393 amino acids. Gene Ontology annotation, cellular component: nucleus.